AUGGCAGUGGAGGCGUAGAACUGUAGAAGUGUAUCUUAUCCAGAACGCCGGAGACGCGAGCGCUGCGAGCAAGCGCAAUGGAGGCGAAGCUGUCGGCGGCGUCGAGGCGGGUGGCGCCGUCGCCCAUCCAGCAGCUCUCCCACCUGGCGCAGCGCGCCGGCGCCGUCAACCUCGCCGAGGGCUUCCCCGACUUCCCGGCCCCCGCCCACGUCAAGGCCGCCGCCGCCGCCGCCAUCGCCGCCGACCUCAACCAGUACAGGCAUGUGCAGGGGAUCUGCGACGCCCUCGCGGAGACGAUGAAGCGGGACCAUGGCCUCCGCGUCGACCCUCUCACCGACUUCGCCGUUUGCUGCGGCCAGUCUGAGGCGUUUGCUGCAGCGAUAUUUGCAAUAAUUGACCAAGGGGAUGAAGUUUUGCUCUUUGAUCCAGCUUUUGAAACCUAUCAAACGUGCAUUGAACUAGCCCGAGGUGUCCCUGUGUAUGUGCCGUUGGAUCCACCUUCUUGGACUUUGAAUGAAGAUAAAUUUUUGAAAUCAUUUACAAACCGGACAAAGGCAGUGGUCUUGAAUAGCCCGCACAAUCCAACAGGAAAGGUUUUUAGCAGAGAGGAAUUGCUUAUCAUUGCUCAAGCUUGUCAGAAAAUGGACUGCUUUGCAAUAACUGAUGAGGUUUAUGAGUACAUUACUUACGAUGAGAACAAGCAUAUCUCAUUGGCUUCGCUUCCAGGAAUGCAAGAAAGGACCAUCAUUACUUCCUCACUGUCAAAAACUUACAGCGUAACUGGUUGGAGAAUUGGAUGGGCUUGUGCUCCAGCUAAUAUCGCCUCAGCAAUAAGAAACAUCCAUGUCAAGCUAACUGAUUCAGCCCCUGCACCAUUCCAAGAAGCUGCGUUGGUUGCGUUAACAAGCCCACCAGACUUCUAUUCAUCCUUGAAACAGGACUACACGGCGAGAAGAGACUUCAUCCUUCAGGUGCUUACUGAUUUUGGCUUCCGCAUUAGCUUCAAGCCACAAGGCUCGAUCUUUGUAUUUGUUGAGCUUCCAAGGUCAUGGCAACUUUCAGAUAUGGAUUUCGUGACGAACUUGAUAAAAAAUGCUGGUGUGGCGGCCGUGCCUGGUCGGGGAUUCUUCCACUCAAGUACCGACGACCCAAGCUACCAUCACCGGUAUGUCAGGUUUGCGUUUUGCAAGAGCAAUGACACCCUAAACGCUGCUGCCGAGAAGAUGAGGAAGCUAGCAGUCAGUCAUGAUGCAAGGUUAUUGAGGCCUACUGAUGAUGGAGAAGCAGGUCAGACUGCAUCAGCCACCUCUCCUUGAUCACAGCCAUAGUAUCUGCGUUCCAAAUGUUAUUUUGCUUUAAUUUUUGGGGAACCAUCAAGCAUUCAAGUUGCAGGGUAGAAGUUUGUUUUAAUCAACCGUAGUAUAAGUAAACAUUUAAGUCAGAAGAUGACUGUCCUGGUAAGUGUUUAAGCCCAAAUGGGUUGCCUUCAUUUUUUAUGCAAUCCAAACAGUUCUUAAAAAUCUGAAAAAAAAAUAUAUAUAGCACAUAA
This is a messenger RNA of Oryza sativa Japonica Group (Japanese rice), 1549 nucleotides long. RefSeq lists its product as uncharacterized. Gene Ontology annotation, cellular component: cytoplasm. NCBI's taxonomy places the organism in Eukaryota, Viridiplantae, Streptophyta, Magnoliopsida, Poales, Poaceae. Gene Ontology annotation, molecular function: L-kynurenine:2-oxoglutarate transaminase activity; pyridoxal phosphate binding. The record is from RefSeq and is a predicted model, not a curated record. Gene Ontology annotation, biological process: biosynthetic process.